Molecule: messenger RNA, 930 nt
Organism: Rhopalosiphum maidis (corn leaf aphid)
Lineage: Eukaryota; Metazoa; Arthropoda; Insecta; Hemiptera; Aphididae
Product: neuroblastoma suppressor of tumorigenicity 1-like
Exons: 7
Coding region: 117-890 (257 amino acids)
Biological process (GO): animal organ morphogenesis
Molecular function (GO): receptor ligand activity; BMP binding
Source: RefSeq, a predicted model, not a curated record
CGUGUAGACAAGGAAAUGAUGGCGAUUCAGCCAGUUUGUGAACUCAAUUGAGCUGGUGUAUAGUUCUCGGAAAAUUAGUGUUUUUCGUAUAUUUAAAAAGAUAAAUCGUUUUUCAAAUGAUUCCGAAUUCUUUAAAUGUCAAAGUUAUCAUCAUGAAUUAUUUGCUGUAUACAUUUGCAUUGGUGUUUGGCGUACGAGUGUCUGAAGCCGGGUCGACAAAUUAUACUCUCAGACGACACAAGGUCCACAAUAUAGUUUUGUAUCCUGACAAGCAUUCGUGGUGCACGAGCACGCCCAUUAAACAAGUUAUAUCCGACAUCGAUUGCGAUCCCGUAGAGAUUGACAACCUCGUUUGCUUGGGUGCUUGUUUCAGUUAUUCCAUACCAAGAACGAUUCCGACCAACAACGGCGAUGAAGUUAACUCAUAUUGUGACUCGUGCCAACCUGUAAACACACUAUGGAUUCCUGUAAAACUGAAGUGCAGCGACGGAUUGAAUCACACGAAACGCGUACAGCUGAUCAAAGAGUGCCGGUGUUCGUCCUGUAGCCGACACUGGGAACUGGAAAAUCCACCGACGGACAUCGUUGACGAUGGACCAUCCAUACAGACAUCGAGAUAUAUGCAACUGAUGAAACUUGAACAAAACGAAAAUGCCGAAGACGAACAGAACUCUACGGACGCGGUUUCGAGUGCUGUGGAUGACAUACUUGACGCUGUAAACUUGACUAGACUGGCUUACGAGAAAAAUAUUUGGAUCCGAGGUCCGCAUCAUUCGAAGGUGUUAUUAAGAAAAGAAAAUAUGAUGAGCGCGCCGAACGUCGCGGCCAAUGACGACAUUGCCCAACAAUAUUUGGGAGAAGACACUGUCGAUAAGAAUAAUAAACUUUAACACGGAUUUUUAGCUAUUUUAUAUAAUUAUAUAGUUUUAU